AAAUGAUUCGUUGAUGUCCUACGAAACGGUGAAAUACUUCAAUGCGGAACAACAUGAGCUUGACCGAUACCGUCGCGCUAUCUGCAACUACCAGAAUGCGGAGUACUACACAUUCCUCUGUGGGAUCCUAUUAAACGCCAGUCAAAACACUGUCUUAUUGACCUGUUUACUGGUCAUGUGCUUCAUCGCUGUGUAUCAAAUCUCUUCUCUCCAGCAACCCUUACAAGGUCCCCUGAGCUUUUUUGGGGCCUUCUAUGUCUCCAUACAGUCUUCUUUGAUCAAUGCCGAGCGUAUGUUGGAGCUUUUCAAAGAGCAGCCAACAGUCACUGACAGCCAUUGCGUUUUCCCCUUGGCCACUUGCCAGGGAAAGAUUGAGUUCCGGAAUGUCAGUUUCUCAUAUGAUGCGCGAAAUCCUGUGUUGACUGGACUCACGUUCACUUGUCAACCAGGAACGACUACAGCUUUGGUGGGAGAGUCUGGUGGGGGCAAAUCUACUGUUCUCCGUCUCCUCAUCCGAUCCUACAAUCCUGAAAAUGGCAAAAUCCUCGUCGACGGACGUGACGUCCAGGAUAUCGCGAUUGAUUCUAUUCGUAAGAAAAUCGGUGUGGUUCCGCAGGAUGCGACGCUUUUCAACGAUACUUUGAUGUACAAUCUAAAGUACGCCAACGCCGACGCAAGUGAUGAAGAUGUGCACCAGGCUUGUUCCAAGGCCGAUAUUUAUGACAAGAUCGAAGGUUUCCCAGAUGGUUACAACACCAAAGUUGGAGAGCGUGGGCUGCGCCUCAGCGGCGGUGAGAAACAACGUAUGGCAAUCGCUCGAACUAUCCUGAAAACCCCUACAAUCAUACUGCUGGAUGAAGCUACGUCUGCACUCGACACUAAAACAGAAGAGCAUAUCCAGAAGUCCCUAGCUACUCUCUCCAAUGGCCGAACCACGCUCAUCAUUGCCCAUCGGCUAAGCACCAUCACAUCGGCAGACCUCAUUCUAGUGCUGAGUGAUGGCCAGGUGGCCGAGAGCGGCACCCAUGAGGAACUAUUGAGUAUGGAAGGCCCUUAUGCCCGUAUGUGGAGAAAGCAAAUUGGCGAGGCAAAGAUACUCGGAGCCCAAGACAAGGUGGAGUGCAUUUAA
Penicillium brevicompactum is the source of this 1129-nucleotide messenger RNA. RefSeq lists its product as uncharacterized. Gene Ontology annotation, biological process: transmembrane transport. The coding region runs from base 14 to 1129 and encodes 371 amino acids. NCBI's taxonomy places the organism in Eukaryota, Fungi, Ascomycota, Eurotiomycetes, Eurotiales, Aspergillaceae. Gene Ontology annotation, cellular component: membrane. The record is from RefSeq and is a predicted model, not a curated record. Gene Ontology annotation, molecular function: ATP binding; ABC-type transporter activity; ATP hydrolysis activity. The transcript has 2 exons.